AUGCGGACCAAAUCUACUCGCGAGAGACAAGAAUCCCCUGACAGAAAGCAGGACCCAAUAGAGAGACGACGCCUGCAGAACCGACUUUCUCAGAGAAACCACCAUUCUCACCGAGUACCAGGCCGCAAGAUCCGAGAGAGAAUGGCAAGACUACAGGAGCUUGUUGUCGCCAGCGAACUGAGAGCCGUGGCAAACAUGAAUGGAUGGGACCAACCAGGUCCAUUGUCGAAUGGUUAUACAACCACAUUCGAUCUCGAAAGAGGCUCCCCACCGUUCUUCGACAGUCACAUUCCCAUUCAUUCAUCUCAUCUAUCUCACCCAUCUCACUCCCACUCCCAUUCGCAUUCACAUUCCUCGUCACCAUCCUCAUCAAAUAUUUGCUCUUCGUGCAACAACCCCAUGGGACAUGCCCCUGCCAUAACGUCGACUCCAUCAUCCUCCCUUGGCUCAUUCAACACUAGUUGUGCAAGCGAGUAUGAUACCAACUCGCAACUAUCUUCUACCCUGUUCAACUCUUUCAAUACCUCUAUGACUCCACCAAAUACCCUGAGUCCCGAUCCAUCACUUGCGACGCCGAGAACAUUUAAUUCGACAUGCUUAGACCCAUUACUGUUCUCGGACUCUUUCAAUAUUCAGUCCCAGUGCCCUCCAACCAACCUUGAUGGCUUAGGCCCUGAUAUGCCACUUCCCCAAACCAUGCCUGGCAUGGGUGCUUCGAGCCCACAGCCACCAGGGAUGAGUAGUCCCGAUUUCCUGGAAAUAUUGGACACCUCGAACGUGCAGAGCAUGCAGUGUCUCUGCCACAUACAAGGUUCUGUUGGAGGGUCUCCAAACUCCAUGAUAUCAGGGACUUGGACUGGCGCAGGCUCCUAUAUACCUAGCUGUCCAUUGCAUAAGUCACAGUCAUCGAGCAACUAUCAAGCCAUGAUAUAG
Aspergillus wentii DTO 134E9 is the source of this 933-nucleotide messenger RNA. It is a transcript of the gene xanC, whose product is annotated as transcription factor xanC. The coding region runs from base 1 to 933 and encodes 310 amino acids. The transcript is spliced from 3 exons. The record is from RefSeq and is a predicted model, not a curated record. Lineage: Eukaryota; Fungi; Ascomycota; Eurotiomycetes; Eurotiales; Aspergillaceae.